Nilaparvata lugens (brown planthopper) is the source of this 5476-nucleotide messenger RNA. Its product is annotated as histone-lysine N-methyltransferase SETDB1. The record is from RefSeq and is a predicted model, not a curated record. The coding region runs from base 194 to 3385 and encodes 1063 amino acids. Gene Ontology annotation, cellular component: nucleus. The transcript has 21 exons. Gene Ontology annotation, molecular function: protein binding; histone H3K9 methyltransferase activity. Gene Ontology annotation, biological process: negative regulation of gene expression; heterochromatin organization. Lineage: Eukaryota; Metazoa; Arthropoda; Insecta; Hemiptera; Delphacidae.
AGACAGUUGUAAAACAGCAACAGAGUUGUAUGUUGUAUCGUUGAAUUGUUGCUCUUUGCACUGGAACAUUUUUGAUAUUUUGAAUUUGGUUUUAUAUCUUCAUUUUAAAAUGUACAGUGUAUUUUCAUUCUAUUUUUAAGAUUAUUUUCAUAAAGGGUAUUGUUUCUGUUAUGUAAAGAAAUAUUGAUUCAAAAUGGCUUCGCCGGACAACGAGAUUAUGGAAAUUGAUUCCGAUGAAGAUUCUACGCCAUUGCCGGCAAAAAAAUCGAAAAAUGAUCAUGAAAACAAAAAUAUUGACGAUAAGAAAGCAAUAGAAAUAAUAAACUUACUCAUGGAUGAAGAUAGUGAAGAUGAUGUGAAAUCGUUGAAAGAAGGAAAGGAAGUUGGAAACGUUGAUGGAGAAAUGGAUGUUUCUCCAUCCAAAUCAGAAUCGAAAAUUGAGAAAGGAGACCCCGCUGCGAAACCGACAAUCUCAGACAGCAAAGAUGAUGUGGAAGAAGAAAAAGAAGAGGUAAAGGAAACAAAAGAAGUAUACACGCCGAAAAAAGAUGGAAAGACAAUGCAAAGAGAGGGAGUGACAAUCAGGAACGUGGAAGAGAUUACGCAAGAGAAAACGAAGGAGAAAGAAAUGGAUGAUAAGGAAGUAAUAACAUUAGAGGAGGAUGAAGAGGAAAAAGGAGUAGAGGAAGAUUUGAACUCUGAAAUACAGGCAAACCGGAGGAAAUGUUUAAACACCGGAUGUAAAUCUGGUGUCGACAUGCAAGUAUGCCAUGAAUCUCACAUCUUCACAUUCUACAGUUUGAAGCCACGUCCCAAGCAGCUUGUAUGCAAAGCAUGCCGAGAUACUGCCGAUAACCAUUUUCAGGAACUAACAAGCUUGCUGAAACAGAAUAAACCAAUUUUUUCGGCCAAAUUUCCACCUAGAAGUGACAUUGUUCUCCUUGAUGACUCCGAUGACGAACAGGAAGAUGAUUCUGGAGGAGAAGAGAUGGAAUUAGAUGAGGAGGUCUCAAACAUUAUCAACAAUAACGACUUAUUGGACAAUUUUAUGAAAGAAGUGAUGGGAAAAUUCGAUAUUGGUGAACAGGAAAAACAGAAUGUCGAUUUUUUGAAGCAGGAAGGUGCAAAAAUGGCAGAGACGAUAAAGGAAUAUGAUGAAAGAUUUUCUAAAGUAUUCACCAGCUUGGAGAAGAGUCUGAAUGCGUUCUACCAAAUUGGCGUACCUGAAAUUGUGAGUGUUUCCCCCAUCGAGAUAAUUGAUGUCUACGAGGAGCCCAAAGUGGCGCCCCCUCUGAGCACCCCCAAAGAGGGUGCGCUGAGCUCGGCCGUUAUACUGAAGAAGCCCCUCUAUACGUCCAGGCAGCCCGUCGCCAUGAAGAAGGUCACCCAGUACGGGGGUCAGCCGACAACCAGCAAGGCCAGGCCCAGUGUCACCAACGAAAAGGCUAAGAAAAGGAAGAUCCAAAACGGCGGUUAUCCCAAAAGUGAGAAGACUUUAACGACUGGGUCUACUAGUGUCAAGAAUAAUCAGGAUAUCGUGCCCUUGGAGUCUGCCCUCGCUUCAAUGCCUCCCCUGCCACCCUAUGGAGCUUUGCAGAAAAAGAAGUUGGCAGUGGGAGAUAAUGUGUUCGUCAUUAGAAGUACCCUCUUCAAGGCCUGGUCUCUUGCCAGGGUGAUUGAGCUCAUACAGAAACCGGCUUAUACUGAGGGUGAUAACCAGGUGCGCGUGGUCUACGAUCUCUACAAGAAGUCCCCACCCACAAAGGUGGUGACAACGAAAUUGUGCGCCUAUAGGGAGCAGUCGCCGGUUCGACUCCCGGUCGGGUCGAGGAUCAUUGCCGUGUACAGAGGCGAAGAUGAGCCGGUUGAGAAAGUUGUAGCUGACGACAGGCAACAGUUCUAUUCAGGAGUACUGGCCGAAGCACCCAAGAUGAGCAACAAAUACAGAUACCUGGUGUUCUUCGACGAUGGCUACACGCAGUACGUGCACCACGCCAACAUCCGGCUGGUUUGUGAGACGUCGGCCAAAGUGUGGGACGAUGUGGACCCGGAGAGCCGCCAGUUCAUCAAGGACUACCUCACCCGCUACCCGGAGAGACCCAUGGUCAAGGUGCAGCUACAUGAAAUUGUCAAGACUGAGUGGAACGGGCGUUGGUGGGUGGCCCGAGUGCAGGAUAUUGACGGUUCCCUGGUGAAGAUGCACUUCGAUGCGGACGACCGGACCGAAUGGAUCUAUCGGGGUUCCACCCGGCUGGGUCCGCUCUACCUGGAGAUCACGGCCGCCAAGAACCGGCAGACUGGCAGGAACCGGCAUGCGUCAUAUCUCAAACGGCAAGCUCAGUAUGUUGAAUACACACAGAACGUCGAUGAUAAUGAUAACAACUCAGAUGAUGACGUCCAAAUAGUGGAGCCGACCGGUCGCAGACGCAGGCAGCACAAGGGGGCCAGGGUCAGGACCGCACUUAUUCAUAUCAAUAUUUUGUCUCCUUUUUUCAGAUGCAAAUGCUCGAAAACGUGUAUGAACCGUGUAGUGCAGUUCCCCAUCAGCGUGAAGCUUCAGCUGUAUAAAACCCUGAUGAAAGGGUGGGGCAUGCGGUGCUUGCACGAUAUACCUCAGGGAAGUUUCAUAUGUAUCUAUGCUGGGAACCUGCUCACAGAACAGGCUGCCAAUGAGGGAGGUAAAACCUAUGGAGAUGAGUACCUGGCUGAGUUGGAUUUUAUUGAAGUGCUGGAAAACUUGAAGGAUGAUUAUGAAAGUGACGUCACCGUUUUGUCCGAUGACGAACCGCAAAUCACAGAAAAUGAAGACAAGAAGAACAGAGUAAAACGAUCACCCAAAGAAAAGGAGGAGGAGGAGGAAGAGGAUGUGGACGAUCCAGAGCCAGUGGUGGAAAAGAGAGGAGGCUACGAAGAAGAUCGCACUUUCUCCGUCUCUCAUCGCAGACUGAAUACUGAAACUGACAGCUCUAAUAUGAGAGCCCGUCUUCGCGCAAGAGAGACAGCGAAAAAGUCAAAAGAUUCGGACUCUGAUAGGGAGAGGAAGCAUUCUCAGUUCAACGCCAAAAUAAAGGAAAGUGAGAAAAAAGAACACAAGUCUGUGAGGGAGUACUAUGACACUGACGACUGUAUCUACGUCAUGGAUGCCAAGAAUGGUGGCAAUAUUGGCCGAUAUAUGAAUCACUCCUGCAACCCAAAUUGUUUUGUGCAGAACGUAUUCAUGGACACUCAUGACCUGCGCUUCCCAUGGGUGGCUUUCUUCGCUUCCAGAUUCAUAGAGGCCGGCCAUGAGUUGACCUGGGACUACAACUACGAUGUGGGCAGUGUCCCUGGCAAGGUGCUCUAUUGCUACUGUGGAGAGACCAACUGCAGGAGACGUCUGCUAUAAAUUGGGGAGCUUUAUGUGAUGAUGCAACUGGGUUUUUCCUUCAUUUCACUAGUAAAAGCUUGAAUUCAGAUGGACUUUUACCAAAUUCAACUAAUAAAAGGUUGACUUUUCCCAAGUGAAUUUCAUGAAUUGAGGGGUUUUUAUCACAACUAUGUUAAUUUUUGUCAAAACUAAUUACAAUUUUGUCAAAAAUAGUGUAGGUAAAUUUAAAUUAGUUUAGUUUUUCAAGCCCAGGUAAUUUUUAUGAAACAUUGCAAAGCAUUUUCUUAAUUUUGUCAAAAUCGAGAUUAUUUUGUCAAAAUCAUGUAGAGCCUAACUUGAUAAAAAAUUUAGUCAAUAACGGGGGAAUUCUGUCAAGAUCUUGGAUAUGUUUGUAAAAAAUCAAUGAAAUUCCACCACCUUAGAAUAAUGUGGUUCGAUUUGAGUAUGUUCUGUCAAUUAGCUAUUAUGGCAUCCAUUCCAGCUUAUGACUUCAUUAUGGUCAAAUUUAAUCCGUUCUAGUUUAAAAACAUGACAUUUUCAAGGUCAAAUUUAAUAGGCCUAGGUCUUCUACAUGUGUAAAUAAAUAUAAAACGUAAUUAUUAUAAAACUUAUUAUAAAAUAUUAUUCAAAGUAUAAAUCACAUUUUCCUAUACUUUAGUCUAUUCUCUCAGGAUUUAAAAAAUGUUUUCAAGUUGGCAAACGAAUUUCAGUUGCCAAAAUAAUAAUGUUCAGAUGACAUUCAUAAAACACAUUUCAAGAUUUGGUUAAAAUUUGAAAUGAAUAUUCAGGGUUUGAACAUAACUAUUUGAAUACCUACUCAUAGUUCAUAAUUAUUUGUUUCCUCCAAGAUCAAAAACUCACCAUUAUAACUUUAUUUCAAAAUUGUGUUAUACAUUUUUCGAAAAACUCAGUUCAAUUUUUAAUUUUAUGACAAUAAAAUUCCCUUAUACAAAUCAAUUUUCAGAAUCCAAUAUCAAUUUUCUAACCACUAUUUUAUUCUGAAUCGAAUAGAAAGAUUCGAUAAACAGAAUUAAUUUUGUUUCAAAGUUUGAAUCCAACAUGUAAUAAUAUUAAUUAACACAUAAACAUUAAUUUGAUGUGUAACUAUAAAGGUGCGUACAGAUAUACGCGCCGCGAACAUGAGCAAUUCACUUUUAAUCAGCUGACUAUGUCUGUAUUUUUACAGAAACGGUAAGAUACAGAUAUAAAAAGCUUGGCAUCAGCUGAUUAAAAGUGGAUUGCUCAUGUUCGCGGCGCUUAUAUCUGUACGCACAUUUACAUUUUGUGAAUGUCCUGAUUAAAUCUCAUUUUUGAUUCUUAUAAAAGUAUUUAAUUUCGAAAAUAAUUGUGAUUUUCAAAGCUUAUACUAUGUUGCUAUAAGCUUAAGCUAUGUUGUUAUUCCAGAAAUUUCAGGAUUCCAUAUGAAUACAAUUCAAUUUUAUAAAUAAGUCAUAAAUUUGAUUAUUUUCAACCCCAAUUCCAUGUCGAGAAAGAUUUGAAUUGUGUGAAAUAGCAGAUCAUUUUUGUUAUCAGUGGUCAUGAUAGAGAUAAAAUAGGUUCUUCAAAUUUUGAAUUAUUUUUCCAAGUUACGGAUUAUUAAUACGGAUAAUAAAGAAUUCUUUCAUUCAUUUUUUCAUUAUUUGUUUAUUGAAAGAUUUUGUAAAUAAUAGUGCAAUUUUACCAGAUAGUGUUUAUAAUAAUUAUUAUCAAUAUAGACAUAUUAGAUGGAUUUUGAAAGUAUUUCUCAUUAUGUUAAGUUGAAAGUCAGAAUGUGUUUUGUUUGUUUAAUUAUAUUGUUUCAUUUUUUAGAAUAGAUUGUCACAUCAGUUUGUCAGUACAUGAGGUUAAGAAGUGUCAUUGUCAGUCACUGUAUAACAAUAUUAUUGAUGAACCAUAAUCAUAAAACAGUUAUUAUUAUUGAAUCAGAAUUUUAAUUCUUUAUAAUUUAUUUUACUGUUCAGAAAGUAUUUCUUUUUCAGAUUUCUUCUUAGUGUUCAUUGCCAAUGUUCACCUGUCUCCAGUAUUGGAAAAACAUUGUUUUUUCUAACACUAUUUGAUGAUAGUUUUGUAAGGGUUUCUGUAAUAAAUCACCGCAAUUUGCUGUAAAAA